AUGUCGACUCGUAAAGGGGGAACCAAUGUAGCUUACGAGUGUCCCCAUCUUCCUACGUGUUAUGAUCCCAGUAGCAAAGGCAAACCUUGCCAAGAUUGCAAUGGUUUGAACCUGACCGGUGUUCGCAACCAUACUCUCACCACCAGGCAACAUGCGUUUUGUGCCCCUGGGUGCCCGGUCUAUAAAUUGACCGAUCUGAGUCAAAUCGAAUUCAAGAGGAAGAAAUGUUCGACAACAACCGAUUUGCCCGGUUCAUCCAAUGUCACUCAAACUCGUACUUCUUCAACCGAGCGAUCUCCUUCACCCUCUCUUCGCACAGGAAAGACUCCACGAAUUCGACAAAGAGAAGGCACACAUGAGGGAGCAGUAUCUACCAACCAGGGCGUCAGCGGCGAGCCAAGUUUUCGACGAAACAGUGUUCGGAGCACCUCUGCAUGCAAUCCUGUACAGGAUAAAUUCUCUGGAAUGAGCAUCAAUCCGGAAAAGUUUACCCUUCAAGAACCUCAUCAUUCCUCUCCGAAAGCCUCUUCCUUUACUCGAGAAACAAAUCGAAAUUCCAGCAAUGUGCCCGGAAAUUCUAGAUCGAAAAACUUAAUCGGGGACAUGUCAACUGCCUUUGCUGGUCCUCAUCAUACCCAAUUGGAAAGUAUCUCGGCUCCAAACCCAGGUGUGGCCAACCAGCUCCAUGCGUUGAUCAAUUCUCAAAGCUCGCAAGAGGCAGAACCGUUGAUGUGCGACUUCCUUAUUUUAGAUCCUGCCGCCCCGGCAACGAAUAUCUGUCAUGAGAAACCUUUCCACUUUGAUUGGAAGUUUGGGGCACUCUUGGUGGUAUCCUCGGUACAUUUCUUCUGGUUCAUCCGGGCAUGGUGGGAUGAAUAUGCUCAUGCAUAUUAA
Melampsora larici-populina 98AG31 is the source of this 894-nucleotide messenger RNA. RefSeq lists its product as uncharacterized. The record is from RefSeq and is a predicted model, not a curated record. Bases 1 to 894 code for a protein of 297 amino acids. The transcript is spliced from 2 exons. Lineage: Eukaryota; Fungi; Basidiomycota; Pucciniomycetes; Pucciniales; Melampsoraceae.